This is a messenger RNA of Hydractinia symbiolongicarpus, 3281 nucleotides long. RefSeq names its product alkylglycerol monooxygenase-like. The coding region runs from base 389 to 1759 and encodes 456 amino acids. NCBI's taxonomy places the organism in Eukaryota, Metazoa, Cnidaria, Hydrozoa, Anthoathecata, Hydractiniidae. The record is from RefSeq and is a predicted model, not a curated record. Gene Ontology annotation, cellular component: endoplasmic reticulum. Gene Ontology annotation, molecular function: oxidoreductase activity; iron ion binding. Gene Ontology annotation, biological process: lipid biosynthetic process. The transcript is spliced from 15 exons.
UACGGGCCAACGAUGUAUUUAUUUUCGCGAAAAACGUUAGUUGACCCCCCAAAACAGAUGACUUUCAAUGUUUACCAAGGUGUAAGCUACACAGUAUAGCUAUAUAUUCAUUGUGGAGUUUCUACAUCUGCACAAACAAGUUGGACUUUGAACUCUUGUUUUUAAACACGUAUUUUUAUAUUUUUGUUUCUUAUAAAAAAUAAGAUUUCCUUAGAUUUUGUUUUUAUAUAUAAAUAUCAGAAGAAAGAUGCGAGUCUAAUAAAUGCUAAUGUUCCCAAAAAAAACACGGUGUUAGAAAGACAAAUGGAUUUUAUUUAACGACGUUGUGAUGUUAAUAUAAAACAGAUAUUUAGCGAAAAGGGUGUGUGGACUGGUGUGUGUUUACAUUAUGUUUGGUACUGGAAGGGGUACAAAUGCAUCUGCAUUUGUAAAGGCAGGAAGGCUUUUCUAUAUGGUGCAGCCAUCUACACAUAUGUUCGAGCAUAUAGCAGAUGUACCUGACUAUAUAGUUGAUGCCUUUCCAUUCUUCUCAGCUGCUAUUGUGAUUGAGAUGAUUAUAAGUUACAUCAAAGGAUAUCAAAGACUAAAGACUUUCUAUUUAUUUACCAAUAUCACAAGUGGUAUGAUGCAACAAGCUAUGAAAAAAAUUGUAACAAGGCCUCUUAUAUGGGUUCUUUAUUGUUGGACAUAUCAAAAUUACUGUUUAUAUGUCUUACCAUGGAAUUCAUUGCUUGUUUGGUUUGUUGCAUUUUUGCUUGCUGAUUUUGCCCACUAUUGGUUUCAUCGGGCAUCUCAUGAGAUCAAUUUGUUUUGGGCAUCUCAUCAAAUGCAUCAUAGUUCAGAGGAGAUGAAUUUGACUACAGCUUUGCGACAAAGUGUGGUUCAAAACACAAUUACUUCUUUGUUCUAUGUGCCAGUGGCAUUGCUUGUACCACCUUCAUUAUUUUUCUUGCACAUACAACUGAACACCAUUUAUCAAUUUUGGGUACAUACUGAGGUGAUCAGGAGCCUUGGCCCCUUGGAGUACAUUUUAAAUACAGCGAGUCACCAUAGAGUACAUCAUGGUCGAAAUCCAUAUUGUAUUGAUAAAAAUUACGGUGGUGUAUUGAUAAUAUGGGAUCGCAUGUUUGGUACAUUUGCAGCUGAAGAUAAAACAGUUGCUUAUGGUUUGGUUGGUAUACAAAUGACAACAAGCCCAUGGCUGCUUCAGUUUGGUCAUUUUAUCGACCUGUUCAAACGUGCAUACAAAAUGGAAAGCAUAUCCGACAAGUUCGGUGUUUUUUUUCGCAGUCCAGGCUGGCUCUCUGAAUCUGAAAAGAUUGGACUGAGUGAGGAUGAUAUGAAACUACCAGAGGUUGAACAUCCUAUCGUUUACCGUGAUUUGAUUACAGACAAUGACACCGUCGAAGCUACCUAUGUUUUCAUUCAUUUUGUUAUUGCAGUUCUUCUGUUUCAACAAUUUUUCGACAUUAAAACGGGUAUAUCACAAGCAGAGAAUUAUGGAGUGCUUUUUAUCAUAUUUUCAAGCCUUACUGUAUUCGGAUACAUUCUCGAGAAAAGACAUUUUGGGUAUCAUGUUGAAUUUGUUCGUUGUAUCCUGAUACUCAUUGUUGAUGGUUAUUUAACCAUGGGUGGAUACGUAAACCCAGUUGUACCACGUUUCGGUAUGAUCAUCAUACGGCUCGUGUAUAUUCUUUCAUCGUGCGUGUUGGUGCAUCUCAUGUUCAACAGGAAGAAGAAGACUGCGAAACUGAAUUAAAGUCAAGAAUACGGGUUUCUUGUUCGUUUUUUGAAGUAUUUUAUUAAAUGUCUUUUUACUGUAUUUCAAACUAUAGAAAAUAUGCUGUAAUUUUAUGCGAUCAUAAAUGACUGAGUAGGCGCCUUUUCCUGGAUAAAACCCUUAAACAUGGACGCUUAUUAAGACAUUUGCUGUAUAAUUUUUGCUUUAUUUCAUUAGUUGUAGAUAAAAAAAUAAUAUAUUUUAAAAAUUUUACAAAUCGAAAUUUCCCAGCUGAAAGUCAUUCUGCAGGAACAGGAUGGCUAGUUCAACUGUGAGUAAUUAUAUAGAUAUAAUGUUAAAAUUUGCCCAGUUGAUUUAAAGUGAAACUUGUAUGAAAAUUUUUAAAAAAAUGUAAAUAAUUUAAGUUCUAGAAACUGUAUAUGAUUUUAAUAAGCAUUAUGUGUUUAAAGAAACUCAAACCCAGCUCAAAAUAGGUUAUACAGUACAGCUAAUUUCGAAGUUUGUUACCACAAGUAAUUACUGUUCCGAUAUUAAAUUGAGUCAUUUUGAACUUGUCAAUGUCCACACAGGCUUAGGAUUGUGGGUAUUCGGUUAUUUGGUUAAAUCCAUGUGAUGUGCAAAUAUAGUGUUUUUGCAGCCUGCUGACUGUAAAUUAUACUAUUGUUGGAUGAUUUUUGAUAUAUUUAUAAUUUUAAAUGAAACUGCUUUGUUAGCAUUUUCAUUGAUUUUAUUUUUCAUGGCUAAUCAAUAUUUUUUCUAAAAAUGUUUCGUCCUCUUUUUUGUGUCAGGUACAACAAUCCUGCAAGUCUGUGUGACAACCCCUUUUCGUACAUGUUAUUUCUUGCAUUCUCUUAGCAAACUAAAACUUAUUCAGCCAACUAAUCAUUUGGAGUGACUUUUUAAGGAAUUUCUCACUUGUUCCAAAUUCCUGGUGUUUUAAAAGAGCGGCAGGCACCCAUGAAAUCCUUAGCGAUGCCCAUGCUUUUUUGGAUUCUUAUUACCAAACUCGAUCCCAGGACUUGUUGCUUAUUUAUAUACAUCUACGCUUUUCGGUCUUCAUCCAAGGUUACAAACCCAGAGAUCAAGGUUGUCUUUUAUCUUGCUCUCCGAUGUCAAACGAAAACAAAAAAUGAGAGUGAAGUGGACACAGAUUUAUUUGCGUUUAUCUACGCCCAUAACAUACAGGGCUGUGUAUGGGCGUAAGAAGGGCGCAAGUUAAAAAAAGCUAAUGUUUAGUGGUAAAAAGAAAUGGCAUCUAUGACAGUCAAAAAACAACGUUAUCUUUUAGAGUUACUCUAAGAAGUGUCAUUUACAAUUGUUGGGAAAGUGAACACUUAUAAUGCGAGUCUAGCCUAAAUGCCCCCAAAUUAGGGAUUCCUUUUUUAUAAUAAAACAAGCUUUGUCUUUUCGUCGUCUGGCUUUUAACGAUAUAAAUAGAAAUAAUUCGCCAUAAACAACCUGGGACUGUUUUAAUGACGCGCCAUUAUGUUAUAAAUUGUUACAAAAGGUUUUACUAUCUGGCGGGUUGAAGUAUGAAAAA